Cuscuta europaea is the source of this 582-nucleotide messenger RNA. NCBI's taxonomy places the organism in Eukaryota, Viridiplantae, Streptophyta, Magnoliopsida, Solanales, Convolvulaceae. The record is from the annotation of a GenBank genome assembly.
AUUAGACGUGGGAACUUCACCUAUGAAGAAGAGGCCACCAUUAUCAAGUUGCAUCAAGCUUUAGGAAACAGAUGGUCGGCAAUUGCUGCAAGAUUGCCCGGACGAACAGAUAACGAGAUUAAAAACAUAUGGAACACUCGUCUGAAGAAGAGAUUAGACAAAGGGUACGAUGGUCCUUCCAAGGAAGUUGGCUCAGGAAUUGACGAAAGCAACGGAGCCGCCUCCUUCAUCGGCUUUGCUGCUCCGCCCGGCCCCUAUCCUGCCGCCGCCAACUUUCAUGCCAAUUCAUCGUCGACGACUACCGCGAUGUCAAAUGACAAUCCUGCCCCUAACAAUAACAUCACCAGCGCCGCACAAGGCGAUCCGUUGGACACGUUGGAAUUGCUGGAGGGCAGUGAUUACUAUUUCCCAGUUUACAAUAAUGCUUCUAUGAUAAACGCCUUCACGGCCGCACAAAUUGGCGGCGAAGAAGCUGGGGUGUUUGAUUUCAAUUAUGGGGCACCGCCGCCGUCCCUUAAUCCAGCCAAAAAUGAAGACGGUGGCAUGAAUUUAAGCAUUAGCUUUUGGCAAGAUCUCCUAAAC